GUUGAAGGAAUCUACCAGAAAGCAACAGGUGAGCACAGAAUAAUAAAUAGAGAAGGGAAAAAAGAAAGAAAAAAGAAGGAAUUAGUGGUUGAGAUCAAUCACCUAUAAUAUCUUCCUCGUACUUGUGCCCUGCACAAGUGAAAGAUUCAUCUGAGUUGGACAAUGGCGGAAGAAGAAGAGGUGGUGUUAUUGGACGAGUGGCUGAGCAUGUUUGGGAUGAGAGCCAGGAUAGCGUUGGCUGAGAAGGGAAUCAAAUACGAGUACAAGGAAGAGGAUCUGAGCAACAAGAGCCCUCUGCUUCUGCAAAUGAACCCAAUUCACAAGAAGAUCCCUGUCCUUAUUCACAAAGGCAAACCCAUCUGUGAAUCCCUCAUAAUAAUUGAAUACAUCGACCAAGUUUGGAACCACACAGCUCCUUUACUUCCCUCUGAUCCUUACCUCAAAGCUCAAGCCAGAUUCUGGGCUGAUUUUGUCAACAAGAAGGUGGGAGAUGUUGGAGGAAGGAUAUGGGCUGGAAAGACAGAAGAAAUAGAGGAGGCAAAGAAGGAGAUGAUAGAGGGCUUGAAGCAAUUGGAAGAGACACUGGGAUAUAAUACUUUCUUUGGAGGUGAAACCUUCGGGUUUAUUGACGUUGCUUUGAUUCCAUUCUAUAACUGGUUUUACACUUACGAGCAAUUAUGCCAGUUCAAGGUGGAAACGCAUUGUCCUAAGCUCAUUGCCUGGGCUCAGAGAUGCAUCCACAGGGAAAGCGUUUCCAAGUCUCUUGCUGGUGAGAAGGAGAUCUACAAUUUUGUUGUUGACUUCAGAAAGAAAAGUCAAUUGGAUUGAAGAAACAUAUGCGAGUUGAAGAACCUGUGCCAAGAAUAAACAAAAAUAAUUAGUUUGAUGAAAAACAUGCCUGAGUUUGGUGUGUUUGAGGACGAAGACUUGGUUGUGUCUGUUGAUUACAGUAAAAUUAGUUGAUUGUAAGAAUGUGUUGUUGAUGUUCUUUUACAAUAAUAAGGGGAAGAAAAAAACACUAGGUUAUUUCUUCGGCAUUUGUUGACUUGUGGUUUCUGAGGUGUGAAAAGUCAAACUAUGGACUCAUCCACACCCAUGGCAUUCUGCAGUACCAUGACAUGUUUGUUACUAAAUUAAUUCAAAACCGCAAUUGUAACCUCUUAAUCAAUUUAUCCUUCA
Prosopis cineraria is the source of this 1179-nucleotide messenger RNA. RefSeq names its product glutathione S-transferase 3-like. Gene Ontology annotation, biological process: glutathione metabolic process. Lineage: Eukaryota; Viridiplantae; Streptophyta; Magnoliopsida; Fabales; Fabaceae. Gene Ontology annotation, molecular function: glutathione transferase activity. Gene Ontology annotation, cellular component: cytoplasm. The record is from RefSeq and is a predicted model, not a curated record. The transcript has 2 exons. The coding region runs from base 163 to 828 and encodes 221 amino acids.